Molecule: messenger RNA, 5816 nt
Organism: Chiroxiphia lanceolata (lance-tailed manakin)
Lineage: Eukaryota; Metazoa; Chordata; Aves; Passeriformes; Pipridae
Gene: CDH12
Product: cadherin 12
Exons: 15
Coding region: 754-3135 (793 amino acids)
Biological process (GO): multicellular organism development; calcium-dependent cell-cell adhesion; cell morphogenesis
Cellular component (GO): catenin complex; plasma membrane; adherens junction
Molecular function (GO): calcium ion binding; cadherin binding
Source: RefSeq, a predicted model, not a curated record
GCUGCUGAAGUGCAGUAUAGAUCUGAAGGGUAAAUGUGUAGGGAACCACAGAAAGCGAUUCGGUCGUAUCCGAGAAGGGAACCAACCUUUUCCAGUAAGAAAGUGGGUUCUACCUGCCUUUCCUGCCUGUGAGAUCCUUUGUGAAUGAAGGGGAACACGAGAAAGGGCAGUUUAUUGCCACAGUGAUUCAGAGAACGAGGCGCUGCCGCUGUGCACACUGCUGCUGCUGGUGUUGCUGGUGCUGCUGGUACUGCUGCAGCUCCACGUAGCAGACUUUAGUGACCCAAUCAGCUGAGGAUUGUGGUGAAUGAGGCCAUCUAAGGGCUGAACUUCACUGAUAUAAAGUCUUGGAGGAUGUGGCAUCAUAUUCACAGACAGUGAGGAGUUCAACGAAAAAAAGGCAGAGCAGCAUGCAGCUAUCCGGAGGGUGUUGAUUGAAACUUAGGAUUCCCCCUCAGAUCACUGUUGAUUGGACUGAUGCUCCAGCAUUACCAGAGAAAAGAUUUCAAUUAAGGGCAAGUCUGUUCUAUUGUUACAAACAGAAUGAGUGAGUGUAAGCAACUUCAAGGUCCCUUUAGAUGGAAUUUAAUGCAGCAAAAACCUUGUCAUCAGAAGGAUUAAUACCUGCGUUAGUAUUUCUGCAAUAAAAUUAGAAGCUAAGUUGUGAAGGCCACAGACACCUCAAACCUGGAUUCAUCUCCUCUGCGUUAAGUGCUGGAGUUUUUAUUACUUGCUGUAGGGAAGACAUUGCCAAUGCUUACAAGAAACUGCUUAUCCCUGCUUCUCUGGGUCCUGUUUGAUGGAGGUCUCCUAACGCCACUGCAUCCACAGCCGCAAGAGAUUUUAGAAGCAGAGCCAACAGAAAAUGUUGUCCCACUGCCAGGGAGAAGGUCAUCUGCUCAGCGAGUCAAACGAGGCUGGGUGUGGAAUCAAUUUUUUGUGCUGGAGGAGUACAUGGGCUCUGAACCUCAAUAUGUGGGAAAGCUUCAUUCUGACUUGGACAAGGGAGUCGGCACUGUUAAAUAUACCCUUUCAGGAGAUGGUGCUGGCACGGUUUUUACUAUUGAUGAGACCACAGGAGACAUUCAUGCCAUAAGGAGCCUAGAUCGAGAAGAAAAACCUUUCUACACACUCCGGGCUCAGGCUGUGGAUGUUGACACCAAGAAACCACUAGAGCCUGAAUCAGAGUUCAUCAUCAAAGUGCAGGACAUUAAUGAUAAUGAGCCAAGGUUUCUGGAUGGGCCUUAUGUUGCCAGUGUCCCAGAAAUGUCUCCAGUGGGAGCGUAUGUGCUUCAAGUAAAGGCAACAGAUGCUGAUGAUCCCACUUAUGGAAACAGUGCUAGAGUGGUUUACAGUAUUCUGCAAGGGCAACCAUAUUUCUCCAUUGAUCCCAAGACAGGUGUAAUAAGAACAGCUUUGCCAAACAUGGACAGAGAAGUGAAAGAACAAUAUCAAGUUCUAAUCCAAGCCAAGGACAUGGGAGGACAGCUGGGAGGACUAGCUGGUACUACCACUGUAAACAUUACUCUCACAGAUGUCAACGACAACCCGCCCAGAUUUCCUAAGAGUAUCUUCCAUUUAAAAGUACCUGAGUCCUCUCAUGUUGGUUCUGCUAUUGGACGGAUCAGAGCUGUGGACCCCGAUUUUGGGAAAAAUGCUGAAAUAGAGUACAACAUAGUUCCAGGAGAUGGAGGAAACUUGUUUGACAUCACAACAGAUGAGAACACCCAGGAAGGAGUCAUUAAACUGAAAAAGCCAUUAGACUUUGAAACAAAAAAGGCAUACACCUUUAAAGUUGAGGCCUCCAAUCUCCAUCUUGACCAUCGAUUUCACUCAGUGGGUCCAUUCAAAGAUACUGCCACUGUGAAGAUAAAUGUGUUGGACAUGGAUGAACCUCCAGUGUUCAGCAAACCUGUCUACACGAUGGAGGUCUAUGAGGACACACCCGUGGGGACUAUCAUAGGUGCAGUGACAGCACAGGACCUUGAUGCUGGCAGCAGCUCAGUUAGAUACUUCAUCGAUUGGAAGAAUGAUGUGGACAGCUACUUUACAAUAGAUGCUACUGAAGGAACCAUUGCUACCAAUGAAUUACUGGACAGAGAAAGCACAGCACAGUACAAUUUCUCUAUAAUUGCAAGUAAAGUUAGUAACCCACUAUUAGCCAGCAAAGUCAACGUUAUAAUAAAUGUCCUGGAUGUCAAUGAGUUUCCUCCUGAAAUUUCAGUUCCGUAUGAGACAUCUGUAUGUGAAAAUGCCAAGCCAGGACAGGUGAUACAGAUCAUCACUGCAGCAGACAAAGAUUUGUCACCAGCUGGGCAAAGGUUUUCCUUCAAAUUGUCAUCUGAGGCUUCCAACAAACCCAAUUUCACAGUCCAUGACUACAGAAACAACACAGCUGGGAUUGAAACCAGGAGAAAUGGCUACAGCAGAAGGCAGCAAGAGCUAUACUUUCUUCCAAUAGUAAUAGAAGACAGCAGUUACCCUGUCCAGAGCAGCACAAACACAUUGACUAUCCGAGUUUGCAGAUGUGAUUCUGAUGGUACCAUCCAGUCCUGCAACGUGGAAGCAAUCUUCUUACCAGUUGGCCUCAGCACAGGAGCGCUGAUUGCAAUCUUAUUGUGUAUUGUUAUACUUCUAGUCAUUGUGGUACUGUAUGUGGCACUACGGAGGCAGAAGAAAAAGGACACCCUGAUGACCUCUAAAGAAGAUAUCAGAGAUAAUGUUAUCCAUUAUGAUGAUGAAGGAGGUGGAGAAGAGGACACCCAGGCUUUCGACAUAGGUGCCCUGAGAAAUCCCAAAGUGAUUGAAGAUAACAAAAUACGCAGGGACAUAAAACCAGACACCUUGCGUUUUCCGCGCCACAGACCACCAGCAGAAGAUAACACAGACAUAAGAGAUUUCAUUAAUCAAAGGCUGAAGGAAAAUGAUGUAGAUCCAUCUGCCCCCCCUUAUGACUCCUUGGCAACCUAUGCUUAUGAAGGAAAUGGAUCUGUUGCAGAGUCUCUCAGCUCUAUAGACUCCCUUACUACAGAGGCAGAUCAGGAUUAUGACUAUCUGAGUGACUGGGGACCUCGCUUUAAGAUCUUGGCAGACAUGUUCGGAGAAGAAAGUUAUAACCCUGACAAAGUCACUUAAGUACAACUACAGCAGUGAAAUAAAAAGAAAAGUAAACCAACAACAAAUUUAAAAGAUAAACCUAAGCUUUAUAUAUGACACAAUUACUUUGAUUAUAAAAGACAGCAACUGUUUCCAGCAAGUUACUACAUUUAUCAUACUGUCAGUUUUGGUUUGAUCUGCAAAAGAAUGAUAAAUCCUGUAACAUACACAGGUUUUUGUUGUUGUUAUUUUGUUACUCUGGAAUUACACUGAGACAAGCUCAGGCCUUCAAGGUGCAGUUUACUGACCUGACUUAGAACGAAGAUAGCUUUCUGGCAUCAUGGUGGAAGAGUGGUAGCUUUUUCGUAAUUCCACUAAAGUGCCUAUUGAAACUUUUAUCAUUUAAGUGGUAAAAAGUCUGCUGUGGUGGUGUUACAAAACUGAAUUGGACACAAACUUUAAGACAAGAAGCAAUAGCAACGUGCUGACUUCUUUUAGAAAAAAAAAGGAGAUCACUUCCUGGAAUAUAUCUAAUGAUUUAAACUAAAGGGUGGGGCGGGAGGGUGUGUACAUUGUGUUUGGGAGUUAUGUUUGUUGAGGUUUUUUAAAGCAAACAGUAUGUCAACACAUCACAUUUCUUCUUCCAAAGUUCCACUGAAAAUUUAAACUUAAAAUGCUAUUGCUCACUCUAAAGAUGUAAAGCCCAAAUUAAAAAGGCAAAGAUCUUAGCAUACAUCAAUGAAUAUUUAAAAUGUUCAUGCAAAUAUUACAUUUUUCCAAAAUAAUAAAAAGAUGAAAGCAGCUAUUCCUUUAUGUGAAGGAAAUUUCCCUUUGUUCCCCCGCUUCUUUUAAAACAAGACUAUUAUUAGAAUGUAAAAGUGAAGAGGGUUUUUAAAGAGUAUUAUUUUUAGUACCAAGACACCUUUUCCCUUGUAAGUAUCACUAAAGAAGUACAUGUAAAGAACUCCACAUCACUUUUCUUUGCAAGUAGACUGUUACUCUGUAGAUACCAUAUGCAUACAUUAUAGACAUAGUUAUUUUUCCACUGAUCGUCUGCUACAGUUCAGUAUAUCAUUGUAUCACUACCAUACCCACAGGAAACAUUUUGGAAAGCCUUUUGAGGUUGGCCACUUUAUUAAUUUUAUUCUUGACAAUAUUUAAACAGAGGCAGAAUAAAAAUACAAACCAGCACAUUUGUCCACUCUUUAUGUACAUAUCCAUGCAUAAAUGUAGCUGUGCGGAUGACAGAACUUCAUAUACACACAAGGCAUUGCCCCUUGGAAGAUAUCUUGCAGAACUAUUUCAUGUGACUUUUUCUGAUGAUCUAAGGCAUAGACAUUUUGUAAGACAAUGGUUUAUGUCUCCCAAAGUGCAUAUAUCCUUAUAUUCUCCUUCUAAAGUCCCUGCAGUGCUAUACAAUCUGUUUGAGCUCUACUCAUGAUUAAUGGCACUGCCAAGGUCAGCCUGAGUCUUUCAUGAACCAGAAGUCUUUUAUUCACCUCAGAUCUACAGCUUACUUUUUGUACUGCUGAAGAAUUAAUAACUAUCAGACAUACUUAGCUCACAAGUCUGAUAUUAACAAACAGAAAUUUCCCUCUAUUCUCUUGGGGAAAAGUAAAGAUAUUUCAACAUUGUAUAAAUUAAUCUCCCAAUGAGACUUUGAAAGGUGUAUAGUUUAAAUAAAUUUUGGAUCAUCAAGUACAAUUGGACAGCGCUGCAUUAAAAUCACAAUUGGCUUAGCUUCUACCAGCAGAGUGCUGAGGAAGAGAUACAGCAUAUGGCAACAAGGAAGGUUUGUGGUUUUUAUCAUUAUCAGCAAAGGUAUCUUGUGUUCCGUGAAAGACAGACUAAACCAACAAAAACUCUCUCUUCACAGGACAGGGAGGCAGAUGAAGUGAUGGGGACCAUUUCCCAGCUUAGAAAUUUAUUGUGGAAGAUUGUGUUUUAAAUUUUUGUAUAUCCUGACAGUUUAUCAAAGGCAAUUUGAUAUUGCAGGGUGGGCCUAAAACAAAGCACUGGAAAAAAAAAGUUUUCUACUAGUUACAACUGAGAUUUGAUUCAUACAAGAUUCACACUACUGGAAGUAAUUAACAAUGCUUCUUCAUGUAGCAUAUGCAUAGCAAUGUUUUCUGUCCUUUUGCCAUAGCUAAAACAAACAUCUGAGUCUGCUCAUUUACAGAUGUGCAGCCCUGUAGCCAAACUCUACUCUGAGCAACUGUAUUAGUCCUUUGUAUGCAUUUUACUAGUAAAGUCAACAUAAGUGAGAGCAGUGUUUGACUUUUUAACAUCAUGUGGCCUGUUUGCAUAUGAAAUUCUAUGUUUUUGUAGUUGAUACUGGGUGAACAUUGGCUCUCUUGAAUAGGCUAGCAUUUGUUCUAAGCAAGACAGUCUGUAUGUGAACCUGACUUCCAAAAUGGGUAGACAGAAAAUGUGAUCUUAAACAUGCUGCUACGCAAAAUCUGUAUUUGAGAAUGAGUUACUGUAUGUUAAAUUAAUACCAAAUUGAAUAUCAAAUGCAUAUUUUUGACAUUUAAGAGGUUUGUAACUGAGAUGUUUCUAUCACAUAAUUAAUAAACAUCCAGGAAGAUUUUAGAAAAAAAUAGUAUGUAAUUACUAAUGCAAUUUUCCUAUAAAAUCAUAAUUAAAAUAUUUUAAGACAUUUUUUGAAGAAUGAUCAAAUAAUUUUAACUUAAUAGGGGUCUUUUUUGUAAACAGUUCUA